Messenger RNA from Cuscuta epithymum, 2983 nucleotides. Lineage: Eukaryota; Viridiplantae; Streptophyta; Magnoliopsida; Solanales; Convolvulaceae. The record is from the annotation of a GenBank genome assembly.
CAACAACAUAUGUUAUCAAAAACGACGUCACCUUGCGCUUUCUUCCUUCCCGUACCUGGACUGUUUUUACCAGGACUCCGUCCACCACAAAAACACUCCUCUUGCUUUCUGUUCCCACCAGCAUCCUCUACCCCCGACAGACGCAUAUGCUCCGUACAUGUCUCUUUAUGUCAAUAAAGAGAAGGACUUCCAUGGAUUAGAGCCGGAGAUAGAGAAGCAGAGCCGAGGAAUGACGGCGAAAUUGGGGUCCUUUCGGCAGAGCUUCGCGGAUAAGAGGGAAAGGGAGAGGCUUUUCUCGCCCAGAUGCAACGCCGACUCCUCCGAGCUCUCGAGUUUUCUUCUCGACUACAGAGAUAAGCCGAAGUUCUGCCGCUUCGGGCUCUGUUCGAAGGCUGUGAAGCUAUGGGAGAGCUUCCGGGCCGUCGCCAGGAACGCCUGGCAGAUGGGUCAAUCCGACCCGAGAAAGGUCAUCUUCUCCGCCAAGAUGGGCCUGGCGUUGAUGCUCAUAUCCCUGCUCAUCUUCUUCAAGGAGCCCGUCGAAGAGCUCAGUAGAUACUCCGUGUGGGCAAUUCUUACUGUCGUUGUAGUGUUCGAGUUCAGUAUAGGUGCCACUCUUAGCAAAGGAUUUAACCGUGGAUUAGGGACAUUGUCAGCUGGAGGACUUGCUCUAGCAAUGGCUGGGUUAUCUCAGUUGGCUGGAGACUGGGAAGAAGUUGUUAUAAUCUUAGGCAUAUUUAUCGCAGGCACAUGCAUAACAUAUGCUAAAAUGCUACCAAAGGUGAAGCCAUAUGAAUAUGGCUUCCGCGUCUUCUUGAUAACAUAUUGCUUCAUAAUGGUGUCGGGCUAUCGCACCAGAGACUUUGUUCAUACAGCUGUCACUCGAUUCCUCCUAAUUGCGCUUGGUGCCGGUGUUUCUUUGGCUGUAAAUAUUUGCAUUUUUCCUAUCUGGGCUGGCGAGGAUCUUCACAACCUUGUCACAAAGAAUUUCAAGGGCGUUGCAUCUUCAUUAGAAGAUUGCAUCAAUGGGUAUCUGAAUUGUGUAGAAUAUGAGAGGAUCCCUUCGAAAAUACUCACCUACCAAGCUUCAGAUGAUCCGGUGUACAGUGGGUAUAGAACAGCAGUAGAGUCGACAAGCAAGGAGGAGGCUCUGAUGGGAUUUGCUAUCUGGGAACCACCACAUGGUCCAUACAAAAUGUUUGCAUAUCCAUGGAGAAAUUAUGUUAAGCUCAGUGGGGCAUUAAGGCAUUGUGCAUUCAUGGUCAUGGCACUGCAUGGCUGUAUUCUUUCAGAAAUACAGGCUCCUGCUGAAAGAAGACAAGUCUUCCGUAGUGAGCUUCAAAGGGUAGGGUUAGCAGGUGCUGCAGUAUUGAGAGAACUCGGGGAGAAAGUGAAAAAAAUGGAGAAGUUGGGCGCUGUGGAUUUACUCGCCGAAGUUCAUGAAGCAGCAGAAGAGUUGCAAAACAAGGUAGACAAGAAAUCUUACCUUCUUGUAAAUGCUGAAAGCUGGGAAAUCGGAGAGAGGCAACCACACACCAAAAUCACUGUUCCCCAAGAAUUUUUCACCAUGGAUGAUGACACCGCAAGAUGCCAUUAUGUCAAGUCCCUGAGCGAAGCCGGGCUUGAUCUGACAUCCAUUCAAAUGCCGACAAGUUGGGAUGAGGGUAUAUAUGUGAAGGGUUCAUGUCUCAAUCCAACAGCAGGAAUCACAUUAGAGAAGCAGGAACUUAGGCAUUCACACACCACCCCUAUGAUAGUUCCCGAGAAAGAAGAAGAAUCAAAGGCGUACGAGAAUGCGAGUGCCUUAUCCUUGGCAACAUUCACCUCACUGCUCAUUGAAUUUGUUGCAAGACUCCAAAACCUUGUGGAUGCGUUCGAAGAGCUAAGCGAAAAAGCCAUGUUCAAGGAACCUGCCGUUGAGUUACCCGGCAAAGAAGAUGAUGCUAGUGGGUGUUGGUCCAGGUUGAUGCGGUAUAUGAAGUUUUGGAAGAAAGAUAAGAGCUUACCACUUGGAGAAAGUUUAGUUUGAUUGGGUGAGAGGAAACUUGGAAAUCCUAUUGCAUAAUUGGCUCUAUGCUUCGGUCUCUAACUCUUAUAACCACGCAAGAGCUAUGCAUGAGAGGCCCCCUCCAAUCUAGUGAUAAGAUAGGGGUAAGGACUAAUGAGAGUGUCUUUAGAUAUUUCUUGAUUACUGCUAGUGCUCUCAGUAUUUAUGGUCCAAGUAAGCUUGUUGGACUUCAUACAUGUCAUUAGUAUCAAACAUAUUUUAGUGCUUCCUACAGCCUCUCUCUCCCUACCCAGGCGAAUCCCUUGAGGGUGCAGUGGUAUGAGAAAGUGCACAUACGGGCCACUGUUUCUUUUUGCUUCUUAGAAAUCUUAUCAUGUGUGAAGACGGUGAAGUAUGUAAUGUACUCUAGUGUUUCAGGAACUUUGUGUAUAACUGUAUACAUCUAGAUUCUUGACAUGUUUAAAGUUCCAAAGUAAAACUGGGCAUGCAAUUUCAGUUUUUUUGCUAGGCUUUCUAACCUAUUAUAGCAUGUACUCUAUGUUAAAGCCAUCAUCCUUGAAAUGGGAUGAAUUUGAACUUGUGACAUCCUCUUUAGGAGUGUCAUAGUGAUGUCAUCGGAUCACAAAGUAUUUGGUGCAGUUUCAGUUUUAAAAAUUACAAACGUUAAUCGAAAGAAAAACUUUCUUUCGUUUAACAUCCUAAGUGUUUAACAGUCUUACAUGUGAUUUUGUCAGGUGACUUUGUAGCACUAUUAUAAAAGCAUAUCGUCAUUUUGUUCGGGAGAGCGUUGUGCAUGAAGAUUUCAGUGCUAUUAUGUUCAUACAACAACUAAUUGACAUGUUUACAAAAAUUUUAUCACCUGUGUAUUUUUUUCAUGACAAUUAUCACAUAGCCCCCUCCCGGCCUCCCCCCAACAUAUAUUGAAGGUGUGUAAUAAUGAAAAAUUAUUAUAUUAGUAUAAACUGUUCACGAAUUUUA